Molecule: messenger RNA, 700 nt
Organism: Colias croceus (clouded yellow)
Lineage: Eukaryota; Metazoa; Arthropoda; Insecta; Lepidoptera; Pieridae
Product: ATP synthase subunit s, mitochondrial
Exons: 4
Coding region: 28-630 (200 amino acids)
Source: RefSeq, a predicted model, not a curated record
ACACUUGCUAAAAAUAAAAUUUUCAAAAUGUUCAGUAUAAGGAAAAAUAUACUGAAUCUUACACUCAGACAAAAUGUGCGUAGUUCCCUUCAAAAGAGAUCAUUUUGGGAAUAUGUGAACAUGAUGUUUAAUAAACCAGAUGCUGACCGUAUAAAACUCUUAGGGCCUGAUCGUACUUGUGCUGAAUGGGUAUUACGAAAUGGUGGGAAAGUAGUUUGGGCAAACGGAAAUAGGCUAGCAGAUUACAAUUCCCUGCCUUCAGAAAAACAGUCUGUUCCUAAAUUGGCGGAAAUCGAUGGAACGGGUUCUUCGAUAUCACAUUAUGGGUUCCCCCAUCUAAGUGGAUGCACAGAAUUGUGGAAAAUAAUUCUCGACAACAACAAAUACAUUGAUGACAGAGCUUUAAAAGGAUUAAAUCACGGAAAGGAUACUUUAACCCAUGUCCAAGUUUCAGAAUGUGUUAAUGUCACAGACAUGGGUGUUAAAGAAUUGGGUUCUUUAAAUAAACUCCAAACACUAGUCCUCUUUAAAUUAUCAGGCGUAAAUAAUCUUGAAGAUUGCAAGAAACAUCUACAAUCAAAAUUACCAAACUGCAAACUAUUAGGUGAUGGAGAAAAAGUGGGAGUUUAAUAACAAAUAUAAUGUUCUUUGUAUAAUAACAAAAUAAAUAUUUAACCUCUAUUAAAGUUUUUGUAACAUA